This is a messenger RNA of Chelonus insularis, 1265 nucleotides long. RefSeq lists its product as uncharacterized. Lineage: Eukaryota; Metazoa; Arthropoda; Insecta; Hymenoptera; Braconidae. The transcript is spliced from 9 exons. The record is from RefSeq and is a predicted model, not a curated record. The coding region runs from base 188 to 1102 and encodes 304 amino acids.
AUUGCCUAUAAAUAAUUAUGAGACCCUGCAUUUACGCACCACUUAAAAAAUAAUCACUUAAGCUAACGAAACUUUUAUCCAGAGCAUUGACAACCGUGUUAGUGAUCACACUUUGUGAAGAAUAUUCCAACGUUCUAUCAUUAUUUUCCUAAACAUUAUUAUACUUUAUCUAAUUGUUCUCCAACAAAUGAUUCACUCUAUAAGACAUUUAUUGUUGAUUAGCUUUAUUUUCAUAAAUUUAAUUUACUUUCAAUCUGUUAUAGUUGAAAGUAAAAUUGAUGACACUGAUGAAUUCGAGAGAGAGUCUGCUGAUGCACCCACAAGAUCAUUCUAUUGUUGUGCCAGACAUGAAAAGAAGAUUGGCGUGGGCCAUGGUCUAUCAGGUGAAAUAAUCACUGUCGAUGUAGGACACUGUCGAAAGGUUUGUCCACGUCAUGCUACAGAUGAUCCCGGAGACCCAAGCAAGCCGGCAGUUCAACGGUGUCCCCUUCACUCGCAAUGUUAUCCAAGAUUUUCACGGAUGGAACGAAUUUCUACACUUCAAGGAGUAAAAAUAAUCGAGACUAUUGAUAAUUGUGAUUGUUCAUUAGAGUCUGAAUGCCGACGAGUUUCCUUCGAACAAUUGAUUCAUUCAGGAACACCAUAUCAAGUUAACAUAGAUACUGGUCUCUGUAUAGGAACAUGUCCUAAAGUGCUUGGUUGUAAACCCAUUAAAAACCGCACUGUCAGCAUAAAAGGUCCAAAUGGUGAUGAAAUAUAUCAAGUGAUUGAAAAAUGUGGCUGUGCUGAAAGCUGUCAUCGAAUGGAUCGAACUGAAAGUUUUCUUGACUAUAGCCAGCUUGAAAUAAAACAAGGAAGUAAUACAAGUGAUGUUCGACCAACUGUUAGACAUAUAAACGUUGGAGAAUGUGUUGGUUCUUGUCCUGGAAACCGAACAGAAACGUGUCUUCUACGAGAUAAAAAAGAUCCCAUAAGAUGUCUGGCCGGUCUAUAUUCAAAGCAACAUAACUGCACACCAGCACGGUUUAAAGUUCAUGAAUAUCGAACACGAAGAGGCUCUAAAAGGGAAAUUAUUCAAAUUGUUGAAUGCGCUUGCGUCUGAUUGGGUAGAAAUAGACUACAAAAAGUGCAAGAUCAUUCCAAAGCGUCACGGUCAUCUCUUCGAGAUCUUUUGGUGCCGCGUCACCAUCAACCUUUUUUUAUAUCUCUUUCAUGAAGUUUGUGACACCAUAUAUGGCUGAGCAGUUACAUCCUUUUUGUUGACC